UUUUGGUUAUACUAUGAGUACGUGGCACGAGGGACCGUUUUUUUUAYCGGGAAGGGGGGCAUUUAUUUCUUUAUUUGUAAUCAAUUACCUUACACAGUGAAGUUGCGACCUCGUCCUUGCUUUUGCUUUGCUUUUUAAUGCUUUCUUUCCAUCAAUUUUUUCUACACGGCAACAACCGCCGUUUUUUGGAGGUAUUUUAUCGCUACUCAAUUUUCACCAGUCUGCAUCGCAUUGCAUCAUGGGAAAUUUAAGGAAUGUUUGACAGGGUAUAUGGCCAACCUCAUGUUCUUAUACUUUUUUCUCAAAAUAGAGCCACUCGAGCUUACUAACAAAAUAUCAGCCUCGUAGCAUUCUCCAUGAGCCGCAUAUUCGAAAAAAUGGCAAAGUAGCUACUGGCCGUCCAUUUAUUUACGAGAUCACAGGAUAAUCGCUCCAAAAAUUCUAAAAUGUACCGGGUACAAACUUUUGACACUAAMAUCCCCGUCAUACUUUAGUUCUUCUAGAUACUGUAAUGCUGAUUGUGCUAUCAUAUAAGGCUUCAUGAUGCCCUCAAGCACUCCAUAGAUGGACAAAAUGGCUAUCAAAAUGUCCAGUUUUCGAAAUACCUCCAAAUUGAGYUGCCGUGCAUGGUAGAAGAAAAAUUUCUUCGCUAGUAUAUCACACCACGAACUUUAUACCUCAUUUGCUUAAAACACAGGCAAUGUCAAUCUAAAUUCCAAAUAUGGUUUUGCUAGGGCUUGCAAUACGUUUUCUACGUCCAGCAAACUGAACACAAAAAACACCUUUAAUGAAAAUGCCCAGGGGUCAAAGGGUUGAAGUACCCCUCAUCCCCAGUCAUGUCCAAUACUGUCGAACUGAAACGGAUCGUCAGUGUGGCUCACGAUCCGUACGAUUCGUGAAAGUCAUUCAUAUGCAUAUCAUCAGUUGUGUGCACUUAAUCUUUCACGGUAACCCUGUCAAGCGUGAAGUGCUCUUGUCACCGUCUGUGUAAAAUGUUUAUGGUCAUCCUUUGGUAGUUCCAAUGAUCCGUACGGAUCGUACCAUCCUUGCAUCUAAUUAUCCAUUCGUACGAUUCGUGAUCUCAAGUCAAAAUCACAAUCAAAUCCUUUGCAAUGUAAAGUAAAUUUUGGUUUUGCAGGCCCGUUGCUAGUUAUCGGAUAUGCUCCUCGUAUCUCUUAUGGGUAAAGUCAACCAUUUGGUAUUUUUUCUAAAGUUUUCAAGUAAAAAGAAAACUCCAGUCCCUGUGAAUAAAGAGUAAGGCAACAAGUUGUUUUUCACUCUUAUGCAUGCCCAGUCUGCUAUGUUCCUACUUCAUCAUGAAUGCUCGCGCCUAGCCCAUCGAAUCGAAUAAUUACGGAUCGAACGGAUCGUACGAAUAGAACCAACUGAUAAUUAUAUGCACCGAUUGUGAGAGAAUKAUAAGGACUGGGCUCCCURUGGAGGGAGUUUGAGUGACAUGUGAGAGAAGAGMCGUGAGAGCACGAGAGAUGUGUUUGGARAAAAGGAUGUUGUGAGAGAGAAUCGGAAUUGUAAAGAGGAUAAACUCGUUAUUUGGAUUAAAUCUUAAAGCAGGAGUUGGAGACUAUAUUCAUAAAUUAUCGUACAUGGUCCUUCGAGCCGGAUUGUUGAAUUAUGGCGACAAAGAAGGAAAAAAUUAGACAAGGGCACCGAUUAGUGGUGAGGAAUUUGAAAGACACAGYGGAGACGACACUCGUGGAGCAUAGCCAAAAUGACCAGAUCAUCAAGUUAAAUCAAUUGAAAAGAACUCUWGAGGACAAGAUUACGAAGCUGAACGAAUUGGACGACGAAAUCUUGGAGAAAAUUGAGAAUGAAAGUGAAAUAUUUACCGAGAUCGCCGAGGCGGGAAAAUUCACCGAAUUAAUUCAUGAGCUACAAGCCAAAAUAGAUGCAACACUUUCAUCGAAAGAAACUACAGCACCGAGCGGAUCUGCUAACUCUACACCAACCAGUUCUACAGCAACCAAACUUCCCAAGCUAGUUUUGAAGAAAUUUCGAGGAGAGCCAACUGAAUGGCAAUCGUUUUGGGAUAGUUUCAAGAGCGCCGUACACGACAAUGGCGGGCUGUCAAACAUCGACAAAUUCAACUACUUGAAAGGGUUGGUGGAAGGGAAAGCUGARUCUACAAUUUCCGGACUUCAACUGACUGAAGGAAAUUACCAAACAGCUAUAGACCUACUACAACGACGUUUUGGAGACAAACAGACAAUAAUAAGCAGUCAUAUGGAUUAUUUAUUGAAAAUUCMUCCGCUUAAUUCAUCGACCGACGUAAACAAGCUCAGACAAACCUACGAACAGAUCGAAACGCACGUGCGCGGCUUGAAAGCACUAGACGUACCUACUUCAUCUUAUGGAGCAUUGCUCGUUCCUGUCAUCGUAAGGAAAUUACCAGAAGAAGUAAAAUUGAAUAUCAGUCGACAAAUUAAAGGGACUUGGGAGUUAGAUCCAUUGCUGACAUUGUUGAGAGAGGAAGUGGAAAAUCSGGAACGGUGUGCUGGAGUUCAGGCUUCCGGACAACGGAGUGAAUCGAACUCAAGAARAUCUUCAUUUACCUGGGGGAAAAGUAGUCCCACAACAGCAGCCACAUUGUUUACGAGUGAAACGACAAGAUCAAUAACAUGUUCUUAUUGUAGAGGAGAACAUGCUUCAGCUACUUGCCAUGUAGUUACUGAUAAAGCAAAAAGGAGACAAGAAUUACGUAAACAAGGACGCUGCUUCAGGUGUCUGAAGAAAGAUCAUGUUGCCAAGGAU
Actinia tenebrosa (Australian red waratah sea anemone) is the source of this 2769-nucleotide messenger RNA. RefSeq lists its product as uncharacterized. The record is from RefSeq and is a predicted model, not a curated record. Lineage: Eukaryota; Metazoa; Cnidaria; Anthozoa; Actiniaria; Actiniidae.